CGCCGCUCCCUGUCCUGCGCCGCUCUGUGCCGCCGCUCGCUGGUGCGGCAGGAAGCGGAAGGUUGUGGUGGGGAGGGGGCGGCCCCGGUAGCGGCGGCGGCGGUGCCGACAUGAAGCGGGACGUGAGGAUCCUGCUGCUGGGGGACGCCCAGGUGGGGAAGACGUCCCUGAUCAUGGCCCUGGUGGGAGAGGAGUUCCCGGAAGAGGUGCCACCUCGUGCCGAGGAGAUCACGAUCCCGGCUGAUGUCACCCCAGAGAAGGUCCCCACACACAUAGUGGACUACUCAGAGUCCGAACAGACGGAGGAUGAGCUGCAGGAGGAGAUCUCUAAGGCCAACGUGGUCUGCGUGGUGUAUGAUGUCACCAAGGAGGCCACAAUUGAGAAGAUUCGCACAAAGUGGAUCCCCAUGGUAAAUGGGGGAGCUGAAAAGGGCGCCAGGAUCCCCAUUAUUUUAGUGGGAAACAAGUCUGACUUGCAGAUGGGGAGCUCCAUGGACGUCAUCCUGCCCAUCAUGAACCAGUUUUCAGAGAUCGAGACCUGCGUGGAGUGCUCUGCCAAGAACCUUAAGAACAUUUCUGAGCUCUUCUACUAUGCCCAGAAAGCUGUGCUGCACCCCACUGCCCCCCUCUAUGACCCAGAGGAGAAGCAGCUGAAACCUGCAUGUGCACGAGCACUGACACGGAUUUUCAACCUCUCGGACCAGGAUAACAACCAGAUCCUUAGUGAUGAUGAACUCAACUACUUCCAGAAAUCCUGUUUUGGAAACCCAUUGGCUCCCCAGGCCCUGGAGGAUGUGAAGGUGGUUGUGUGUAAGAACACCACAGACGGGGUGCAGGACAACGGCCUGACCUUGAACGGCUUCCUCUUCCUCAACACGCUCUUCAUUCAGAGGGGCCGGCACGAGACCACAUGGACCAUCCUCCGCCGCUUUGGGUACGACGAUGAGCUGGAGCUGACAGAUGACUACCUGUACCCACAGUUCCGGCUGCCCCCUGGCUGCUCCACGGAGCUCAACCACUUGGGCUACCAGUUCCUCCAGCGGCUGUUCGAGAAGCAUGACAAGGACCAGGAUGGAGCCCUCUCACCCACAGAGCUGCAGAACUUCUUCAGCGUCUUCCCCUGCAUGCCCUGGGGUCCUGAGCUCUACAAUACGGUAUGCACCACUGAUAAAGGCCUGCUUUCCCUGCAUGGAUUCCUCUGCCAGUGGACGCUCAUGGCUUACCUGGACGUGCGGCACUGCCUGGCGUGCCUGGGCUACCUGGGCUACCCUAUCCUCUCGGAGCAGGACUCCCAGACACAGGCCCUCACGGUGACCCGGGAGAAGAGGAUUGACCUGGAGAAAGGCCAGACCCAGAGAAACGUCUUCCUCUGCAAGGUGCUGGGAGCCAGGGGAGCAGGCAAGUCUGCCUUCCUGCAGGCCUUCCUCGGCAGGAGCCUGGUGGCUCAGAAGGAGAACCCAGGAGAGCCAUCCCUCUAUGCCAUCAACACAGUGCAGGUCAACGGCCAGGAGAAGUAUCUUAUACUAUAUGAGGUGAGCACCAACACGACGUUCGUGAAGCCAUCAGACACAGCCUGUGAUGUCGCCUGCUUCAUCUAUGACCUGAGCGAGCCCAGGUCCUUCAGCUACUGUGCCAGUAUUUAUAAGCAGCACUACAUGGACAGCCAGAUCCCCUGUGUCUUUGUGGCCUCCAAGACAGACCUGCCAGAAGCGAGUCACCAGCCCGGCCUCUCCCCCGCUGAGUUCUGCUACAAGCACUGCCUCCCACCACCCUUCCUCUUCACCUGCCACAGCCAGGGGCCCCCCAGCAGCGCUGUGUACACCAAGCUGGCAACCGCCGCCACCUUCCCUCACUUGAACGCCGUGGAGCUGGGAGCCGCAUCCUUCUGGCUGCGGGUGGCGCUGGGGGCUGCAAUGACAGCACUGGUGGGGUUCACACUCUACCGGGUUUUGGGCAAGAACAAAUGAGGCCCCUGCAGCCCGUCCUAAUGUGACACCAGCCUCCCCCUCCCCAGCACUGCCCCGAGGGGCCCUGCCUCAAGCUGGUUCCUGGUAGGAAAUGCUCCUUUUCGCCCGGCCUGGAUUGCAGGACCAGUAAAACCAGAGCUCCCGGCACCAGCAGAAUCGAUCCCCCAGCACCGGCCACCCUGACCCUGCCAUCCUCAUGGCCUCUGCCCAGCUGUUGUGCCGGGGCCAGGCAGCUCUGCCGGGGCUCUGCCUUGCUGACACAGGAGGGAUCAGCCUCAUCUUUUAUUCUGUUAAUAUUUUUUAACGUUUUUAAGCUCAAACGUCAGUGUUUCAGUGUCUGGGGGGCCGGGCACAUCCCUUCCCAGGGGGCUGGGGUGGUGCUCUCAUUCUUGGGGGCAGCACUCCCAAAGCACUUCCAGCAGCAGCAGAGCCAUACAUUGGGCUCGUGGGUUCAGCCCCCGGGGUCACACCACUGUCCCCUGUCUCUGUGUCCCUCAGCCAGCCCUGGGAAAGGCAGACCCCCUGUGUUUUGGGGUUGGGAUGCUGUGGCUGCAGCUCUUGCUGCAAGGGGAGGGAGUGAGCUCCAGGACUGUCCCAGGCUCCUUCUGUCUCUUGUUCCAGCACAAAACCACUCCGAGUCCUGCAGUGCACCAGGCUGCCAGCACCUCUGCCCUCCAUGAGGGCCUGGCACGUGUCAGGACUCAUCCUGCUGGCCCCAUCGUGGGCCUCUGGGCCUGCUGCGGCUGUCCCCAAGCACAAAGCUCUGGGUGUUGCAUCUCCUGGUGCAACUGGAAGCUGUUUUCUCCACUGUCCUUUGCCCUCACCGGUGUUAACGCUGUCACUUCAGCUCAGUGCAGAUCUGGGGCCGGGGUCCAAUAGCAUCCCCAUCUCCAUGUCCCAAAGAGCGAGGCCAGCCCCUGUGCUCUCCUCAGCAUCCCUGGGCUUCCAGCCUCCUGCAGGGAGUCUGGGUCAGCUCCUGCCUGCAUGACCCCAGCUGCUGGACUGUGAGCACACUCAGGCCAGGUUUUGUAGCCAGCAGCUGCUGGGACAGCACCAAGGUCACUGCGAGAGCUGCUUUUUGCUGUUCUGUCUAUUGAAACUCCUUGUCGGGGCCUGGAGCCAGCAAGGCAGGCAUCUUCCCACUGCUGCCCAUCCCAGCGCUGGCUGGAGCUGCUCUGCCAUCGGGCUCUUGUUGCUGGCCUGGAGUUCCCAUAUCCCUUCCUCGUGUGUAGCUGUUGGGCAGGCCUGUGUCCUGUGCUCUGACCCUGCUCCCAGCACUGGUCUGUGCCUGGCAAAGCCACACUUUUAGGUUUGUUCUCUACAGCGGAAUAAAUUUUUACACACCUUCCCCUUG
Messenger RNA from Pezoporus occidentalis (night parrot), 3321 nucleotides. It is a transcript of the gene RHOT2, whose product is annotated as ras homolog family member T2. Gene Ontology annotation, cellular component: mitochondrial outer membrane. NCBI's taxonomy places the organism in Eukaryota, Metazoa, Chordata, Aves, Psittaciformes, Psittacidae. Gene Ontology annotation, molecular function: GTP binding; GTPase activity; calcium ion binding. The transcript is spliced from 19 exons. Gene Ontology annotation, biological process: small GTPase-mediated signal transduction; mitochondrion transport along microtubule; mitochondrion organization. The record is from RefSeq and is a predicted model, not a curated record. The coding region runs from base 111 to 1967 and encodes 618 amino acids.